AUGGCAAUGGUAAACAAUAAAACACACUGUUUUACAUGUAAUAAAGAAAAAAUUACAUAUCCCUGUGAAGGAUGUGCAAAAAAAUUCUGUUUAAUACAUUUAACUGAACAUCGUCAAAUAUUAACUAGUGAAUUACAUCAUAUUACCGAUGAAUAUAAUGAAUUUAAACAAAGAAUUAAUGAACAAAAACAAAAUUCACAUAAUCAUUUAUUAAUAAAUCAAAUUAAUCAAUGGGAAAUAGAAUCACUUGAAAAAAUUCAACAAAAAGCACA
Molecule: messenger RNA, 272 nt
Organism: Adineta steineri
Lineage: Eukaryota; Metazoa; Rotifera; Eurotatoria; Adinetida; Adinetidae
Source: the annotation of a GenBank genome assembly